CACUGCCCCGCCCCAAGACUUGAGCGAACGAAAGAACGUUGCUUUACGAAAAGGACGGUGAUGGAAAACUCCACAGAGGAGCUGCAAGAAGGGGGAGGAGUCAAAACUGAGAUAAUUGAAGAGGAGGAGGAGCAAGCAGAGGAGAAAACACACAAUAACCUCAAAGGAGCGAUCAACGGAAUGAAGGAGGCGCCAGAGAGCGGAGGAGAGAAGCUACAGAACGGAGACCGAGGAGGAGGAGGAGCAGGAGGAGGAGCAGGAGAAGCCAUGGCAACGGAAGGAGGCGACCUGUCCUCCAUCAACGCCAUGAUGUCAACCGUGAUGAUGGCGGCAGAGAGCAUCAACGGAGGAGGAGAAGGAGAAGGAGAAAGUGGAGUCACCUCCGCCAACUCAUCGGCCGGCCCGUCGCCAAGCCCCUCCCCCAGCAAGUCGCUCACAUCAGCCAUGAGGGCCCCACCCGGCCGCAACGCAAGACGCUCCCAGGACACCAAAGACACCAGCUCAGCUUUUAUCUGUCCUCUCUGUGACAAGGACUGUCAAUCACAGCACUCGCUCACCAUGCACAUCAGACAGCACAACACAGACGCCGGGGCGAGCGACCACUCGUGCAGCAUCUGUGGGAAGUGCCUGAGCUCGGCCUCGUCGCUGGACCGACACAUGCUGGUGCACAGCGGAGAGAGACCCUACAAGUGUGUGGUGUGUGGACAGACCUUCACCACCAACGGGAACAUGCACAGACACAUGAAGAUCCACGACAAGGACCCGGCCACCGGGAUGCUCCCCAUCUGCCCCCCCACCAUCGCCAAGCGGCGCCGCCCGUCCGUCAAGAGGAGGCAGGGCUCGGAGGAGGAGAACGGGGAGGAGCCGCCCAGCAAGAAGGUGGCGGCGGAGGACGUGGCGGCGGGGGAGGAGUCGGCGGCGGCGGUUCGCGGAUCAGAGGAGGAGCUGCUGCCCUGUCCCAUCUGCUUCAAGACCUGCAGCUCCAGACUGGAGCUGGACGCACACAUGGACACACACCCAGACACUGCACUGAGGUGUGACUUCUGCUGCCUUUCUUUCCGAACUCACCGCGGGUUGUUGCGUCACAACGCGGCGGUUCACAAGCUCCUCCCCCAGGACCCCAGUGGCCGCCCCUUCAUCCAGAACAACCCCUCCAUCCCCACCGGGUUCAACGACCUGGCCUUCAUCGACUUCUCCUGCAAGAAGUUCGCUCACAUCGCUCAGGUUUGGUGCGAGACGAACCUUCGCCGCUGCAUCAGCAAGUUCCACCGCUUCGUCUGUGACGGCUGCGACAAGGCGUUCCCGCUUCGCUCCGCCCUCGAGCUCCACAAAACCAUCUCCCACCACGACAGACCCGCCCCCGCCGACUCGGAGGAAACGGUGGAGAAAGUCAAAGAGGGCGGAGCUGCAAGAAAUGGCGUUGAGACCGAGGGUAUGGAGGGAGAGGAAGUGACUCCACACUCGAAGCAGGCCAGCUUCCUGGAAGUGCUCGGUCUCCAGGACGUUUCCACGGUGACGUCCGGACCCUCGGACGAUGAGAUCCACCAGGCGCACCUGGACAGCAUCAAGGUGAUCCACGUGGAGGCGCCGCGCUCCAGCCUCCCGCAGGAGCCCGCCCCCUCCUUCCUGUCCGGGGGUCUGACCCUCCCUCUCGGGGGUCUCGGGGGGCUCGGGGGUCUGGCGGCCCUCAGCCUUCUGUCCACGCAGCCCUUCCAGACGGGCUUCCUCCUGCAGACUGGGGGGGGCGCCGCCGCCGCCAGCGCCGCUUCGUCCGGCGCCAAACCCAGCGAGGCGGGGGGGGUGGGGGUCAUGGAGCUGGCCGACAUCCAGCAGAUCCUCAAAGUGGCGUCCGCAGCGCCCAAUCAGAUGGGCCUGAGCCUCCCGCCGCUCGCCAAAGCUCCCGGGUUCCCCGGAGGUCAAGGUCCGCCCCCAGGUCCGCCCCCGGCUCCGAAGGCCAUGCCGCCGUUGAAGCCCAAACCUCCCAGCACCCCCCGCUCCAGCCUCACGGCGACCACGCCCCCCCCCCUCCAGAGCUCCCAGCAGGCGUCGCUGGGCUGCAUCAGCCCGGGCCUCCCCCCCCCCAACCCCAACCUCUUCAAGUCGCCUUCCUCCUCCUCCUCCUCCACCGGCAGCGGAGGGCAGAUGGAGGCGGAGUUCAUGGGCGACGCCGACACGCCGUCGUCCGAUUCGCCGCCGGCUGCGACCACGGCCGUACACGAGGAGGCGGGGCUUAGCAGCAGGAAGCCAGGAGCCAAAGCGGGGAGCAACGGGAACGCCGGCUCGGCCAAAGGUUCGUUCCCGUGUCGCUUCUGCGAGCAGGUCUUCUCCUUCUCCGGCGUGCUGCAGGCGCACAUGCGCUUCCACCUCGGCAUCCUGCCGCACCAGUGCAACAUCUGCGACUACGUGGCGCCGGACAAGGCCACGCUGAUCCGACACCUGCGGACGCACAGCGGCGAGCGGCCGUACGUCUGCCGGGUCUGUCACUAUCCGUUCACUGUCAAAGCCAACUGCGAGCGCCACCUCAGGAAGAAACACGCCAAGAACUCCAGGAAGGACAUCGAGAGGAACAUCAAGUACGUGACCUCGGCCACCGCGGGAAACAUCGCCGCCAUCACCGGCACCACCCAGGAGGCGGAGCCGGGCUGCACCGGCGCCGAGACCACCUGCCGGUUCUGUGGCGAGGACCUGAAGACCUACCGGGCGCUGCAGAUCCACCUGCGCACGCACAACGGCUGCCAGAAGAAGCCCUUCGAGUGCCGGCGCUGCGGCGCCGCCUUCCUCGCCAAACGCAACUGCAUCCAUCACCUGCUGAAGCAGCACCCGGAGGUGCAGGAGCGGGAGAUCGAGGAGCACAUCGCCUCGCUGCAGCCCGCCGCCGUGCCCGGCGCCGCCCCUCGAGCUGCGGCGACGACCGCGGUCCUGCUGAACGGGGUCGCCCCCCCGGUCCCGAUGCUCCACGCCGUGAAGCUGGAGGAAGUGAACCUGGUGUUUCCCUCAGACCUGGACCAGCCGCUCGACUUCUCCGCUAAAGGUCGUGGCGCCGGGAGCCAGGUGGGGUCACCCGGGGUCAAACUGGAGAGCGUCUCCCCGACCUUCGACCUCUCGGGCGUGGACCAGCCCAUCGACCUGUCGGUGCCCAGCAAGCGGCCGCGCCGGGAGGCGGAGCCUGCCACGCGGAGGGAGAUCAAGGCGGAGCCGAGCGGCAGCAGCAUCGAGACGCAGCAGCUGGCUCCGCCUCUGUCCAAGGACGAGAAGGUGGGCGGCGCCCUCCACCCGCACCCCCAGCUCGGCUGCUACCAGCUCCCCCCUGGGUCGACCCCUCCCCCUCCCCCCCUCCCCAAUCUCAACAGCUCUGCUCGGACGCAGCGUCUGAAACCACUGCUGCCCAAACCGGCCUCCUCCGCCCCCCCCACCUCCUCCGCCCCCCCCACCUCCUCCUCCACCUCCUCCGCCCCCCCCAGCGCCCUGAAGGAGCUCCCCCCCCUCGCCUCCAUCGCUCAGAUCAUCCACUCGGUCUCCAGAGCUCCAGACCUGCUGAAGAGAGAAGCCGUCUCGCUGGAGGUCAAACCCCCGAGCCUCGCCCCCCCCCCUCCGGCCGAGCCAGCCGGCGACGCCCCCGGCCCCCCCGGCGCUCUGGAGACGCAGAGCGACGACACGUCUGAGGGAUCCUCCAGGAAACGCUCCCGGAAGAAACUGGCGCUGCUGGCGUCGAGAGAGAAGAACGCUGCGGGCGGCGGGGGGGGGGGCAUCGACCUGGAGUCCAGCGGCGAGUUCUCCAGCGUGGAGAAGAUGCUCGCCACCACCGACACCAACAAGUUCAGCACGUACCUGCAGAGCGGCGGCGCAGACCCGGGCGGGAAGAGAGACGCGGACGGAGCAGGAGAGGCGGAGGAGAAGGAGGGAGGAGGGAAGGAGGAGGUGAAGAAAGGGAAGAAGAACGCUUACUCCAACUCUGUGCAGAAGAUGACGUGUCCGUUCUGUCCCCGAGUGUUUCCCUGGGCCAGCUCCCUGCAGAGACACAUGCUGACUCACACCGGUCAGAAACCGUUCCCGUGUCCGAAGUGCGACGCCUUCUUCUCCACCAAAUCCAACUGUGAGCGCCACCUGCUGAGGAAGCACGGCGUGACGCACCGCACGCUGCGGCGCAGCGGCUCGCUCGGCAAGAAGGACGGAGAGGACGGCUCGCACGAGAGCGGAGAGAGUCAGUCGGAGACGGAGCAGGCAGCAGCACACGACCUCAGCGCUGCCAACACCCCCGGAGGCCCCUCCCCCUCGGCCGGGAGCCCCGACCCACUGGAGCAGGAGCUGGACUUCACACAAACAAGCCCCUCCCCCACGUCAAGUCAAGAUUUCAGUUCAACUGAAAACGAGGACGAGCAGGAGGAUUCCGACGUGUCUGACCAGCAGGGGGCGCCAGAGAGCAGAGCAGCUCAGAGGAAACAGCCUCCGCUGAGCAGCACCAAGGCGAUGAGCAGCGACGACGACUGUCACAGCAACAAGAGUCUGGACCUGGACUUCGGGAAGAAGCUCAUCGACUUCAAGCUCUCCACGUCUUCAGGCUCCGCCCAGGAAGAGCAGAGCUCCCCGCCCACCUCCUCUGCCUCCUCCUCGGCGCCCUCGUCCAGCUCCGCCCCCCAGGGGGCCGCCCAGGGCCCGGAGCUGGAGGAGAAGGAGAGGAAGGCUGCAGCCUCCUCCUCCUCCUCCUCCUCCUCCUCCUCUGCUCCUGUGGUGAAGCAGCAGCCGGAGUACAAACACGUGUGUCGAGUUUGCAAGAAGAGUUUCCGUUACGCCACCACCCUCGCCCGCCACGAGAGGGCGCACCUCUCAGAGGAGACGCCGGCGCCGGCACCGGAGGAGGAGACGCCCGAGGCCGAGGAGGAGCCAGAGAGCAACGCCACCAAACCGGCUGAGGAGGAGAAAGAGGAGGAGGAUGAAGAGGAGGAGAUGAGGGAGAUGGACCUGGAGGAUGGAGGAGGAGUGGAGAGCGAGGGGGGGGAGAGCGGGGAGUCGGAGGAAGAGGAGGAGGAGGAAGAGGAGGAGAAGGACAAGGAGGAGAGGAGCGAUGAAGAGACAGAACCAAAGAGUCACGAGGGAGGAGAGACGAGCGGAGGACGAGUGGACAAGAGGAAGAAGAUCUGUAACGUCUGUGGGAAAAGGUUCUGGUCCCUGCAGGACCUGACCCGACACAUGAGGUCGCACACAGGCGAGCGGCCCUACCAGUGUCAGACGUGCGAGCGGACGUUCACUCUGAAGCACAGCCUGGUGCGUCACCAGAGGAUCCACCUGAAGCCCCGCGGCGCCGAGGGCGAGGACGGAGACUCCUGCAGCCCCACGCCCACCUCCACCGGCCCCCCCUCGGAGAACGAGAGCGAGUGUGGGAGCAGCGCCGCCAAGGAGGAGGAGGGGGAGGAGGAGGAGGAGGAGGAGUUGAAGGAGGAGGAGGUGAAGGAGGAGAAGAAGGAGGAGGUGAAGGAGGAGAAGAAGAAGGAGGUGAAGGACGAGGAGGAGGAGGCUGGGCCCGGAGCAGAAUCUGAGGAAGGGGCGGAGUCAGAGCCGACCCCCCCGGUUCCCUCUGAGGAGCCGGAGAACGAAUCUGAACUUUGUGUCGACUCGGCGCCGCAGCAACCCGACAGCAGCACGUCUCCACGGCAACAAGCUACCGACACAAAGACGAGCGAGCAGAAACCAACCCGGGACCCAAACUCCUCCAAAGACCCCGCCCCCUCCGCCUCCAGCUCGCCACCAGGGGGAGCCCUCACCUCCACGCCUGCAGAGGGCGCCACCCAGGGGCUGCUGGAGCAAACGCUUCCCAACGGAGAGCCUCCUCUGGUCGGGGGGGACUGAGGAGGAGCCUCCGGAGCUGCUGAGCGUCACCACAGUGCAUUACCAUGGAAACGCCCUUCAUCACGCUACCGUCACUGAUGAUGAUGAUGAUGAUGAUGAUGAUGCAAAAACCAGCCCAGAAAAACAGUUUUUGAAGAAGCUGCAGCUGGUUUUCUUGAAGUGCCUUACUACUAGUCCUCCUUCUACGAUGUUCUUUGCUAUAUCUUUAUCUGCAUUAUUACGGAGGAUGGAUCUAAUUUUUAUAGCUUUUUACGAUGACAAUGAAUUGCAUUACUAUUUUUUGUGCGGGGAAUCUAUACUUCAGCAAUAAAAAGAAUAAAGUUACGAUUUAUUAUGGUUCUAGAUUCUGUUUGCGAAUGAAUGAUCAACGAGACGGAGCCGUCACGUCGGAGAGCUAGCCGUGAAGAUCGGACAGAACCCGAUGAACUGGACUCUUUUCUUUGGUCCGUCAGCAGCUUUUCAGAAUUCAAACUUCUGUUCACGUGUUUCUGGAUAGAAUCCAACAUGGCGGGGACGCCGCUUCCCCCCGUGUGGCGAACCACGUCUUUAACUGGAAAUCCUUCCUCCGGCUCGCGGCAGAUACACAAAACAUUUAUGAACUUGACAAAGUCAAAUUCUGUGUGAAAGAAAAAUUGUGUUGAUCCUUUUGCUCUUUGUGUUUGUUUGUGUAAUCCUUCACACUUGUGAUCCCUCUGCGUCUCCCUCUGGGUUGUGUUAAUAUUUUCUCUUUCCUAAUCAUUCUCAGUUGACUCUUUGUCGAGCGUGUGUACGAUGUGUGUGUUGUUAGCAGCGAGCUGCAGCGUAGCCACGGGAAUUCUUGUGUUUUGUGGAUAUUUUUUAUAACUGAACAAAUCAAAGGUUUUGUUGUGUAUGUGUGCGACUCCCACCUGUGUCUCAUCGUCACCCCCUAGUGUUCACGUAGGGUAUAUACCAGGGCCUCAUGUGGCUCAGUUUACCUCAAUCUCUGCUUUUAACUGCGACCACGAACAGAUCGGACGAGCAUCGCAGCCUCACAUCCUGUGUCUUCCACCGGGCUAGCACGGCUAAUUCUGUGCUAGCCCGGUUUCCACUGUGGCCGGAGGCGUGGCUUCACACGUCUGAGUUGUUAUGAAUUAGUUUCAACUGCAGCGUCAAAUCCAAACUCUAAAGGGCUGAGUCAUCGCUAGCACGCUUUAUGCAUUUAACUUUAACAUUUGCUAGAAAUUCACAACUCCUGAUAAAAGGGCUAACAGUAGCUUCCAGGUCAAAUUAAUGCUAACCAGGGCUAAUUUGUAGGACCAUGCUAACCAACCUGCUGAGGCCUUCACUGGGUACAUUUCUACAGCACGUUAGCUAGCACUCAUUAGCUCUGUUAGCCUGAGCGUUGUUCAACGGCUAGACAAGACAACAGUUAACUCGUUGUGUAUGCUAAGCUGUCGCUAGCACCAAUCGUUAGCCUGUUAGCUUGUUUUGGGUCCUUUGAAAUCUACUCAAAGCACAAGCGCUUCAGCUAACUGACCAGCGAGGAAUUGCUAAUCAGGCUAACGCUGCAUUAACAGAAGCUAAUAGCAGGCCUAGCUAACCUUCCAGUAUUACCAGUUCCUUUCGUCGGUCCAGGACAACGUUAGCAUGUUUCCUUGUAUUCCAGAGUCUUCAGAGACGAGAACAACUGAUACAAAGAAAACGUGAACUUAACAGUUUAUUCAUUUAGCAUCAGAGACAAUCAGUCGUAUGUUUCCAAUUGAAAACCGAUUUGAAAUAAUGAAUUAAACCUUUCGUUGCUUCUCCAGUGGUUUCCAGGAGGAGCUAGAUGAGUUUUAUGAAAUGUUCCUGGACCAUAUUUCCUCAAACAAGUCAAAGUCGUGAACCUCCAACCCGACACGUCUCCAACCGGCCGAGUCGUCACUGAUCCCGACGUCGUGUGAAGAUGAACAUCGCAUAUUUCUCUCUUCGCACGUUUUCGUCAGUUUAUUUUUAUAUCAAUUAUCGACCUCAUAAGCAAAACAUACGAACCUCAGCGGCUCAAAACGAAAACGUCAGACAGCGACUGUCGGUCCGAGAGAAAGAUCGUGAACAAGCAGACGGGACGCUGCUGUAAACCGGCACUAACGACUUCUACUACUACUUCUAUUCUUCUACUUCUACUACAGUGGAACGUUGUGACGCAAUCAGGAGAGCGAGUCCCCCCCCCCCCCCGUGUUCGCUGGUUGACUUUCACAAAAUCCUGAUGUUUUACCUUUGAAUGAUAAAUCGACUCCGGAUCAAAUAUGAGUUUCGUCAAAUUAUCCUUCGUCCUGUUUUUCUUCGUCUCUUCCAAAGUUUCCCACGAUUUCCCUAAAGUCAAAAUCGUCAGAAUUCAAACCCUCGAACACUCGCGUUAGAAACGUUAGCGUGGAACUGGAAAUGAUAAGAAUCUGUGUUUCAUGUUUGGAGUCGACUGGAUCCGAGAGUUUCACGCUAGCAAGAAACUUCAGGAAUAUUUUUAUACUAUCGUCUAAAACCUGAGAACUUUAAAUGGGAACAAGUGGGCCAUGCUAUGCUAAGCUAAGUUAGCUUCCUCCCUUCUGGCUCCAUGUUGGUUAAUGGAGCAAAUGAAUCGUUUAAGUUUCCCAGCUGGUAGAAUCCUCUCAGAGUCCAGUUGCACCUGAAGAAGAAACACUUCCUGAAUGAGACGUUUCUCCGUGAAGCUCCGGUUCUCCUUCAGUCGACGGUGGAACGAGAACGUGUCUUCACGAGAACUUCAAACCAAACUGGAGCUGAAGCUGCUGGAACCACUGGUUCGUUGAGUCUCAACCUUCAAUGAGUUCUGAUCUUGAUUUGGCUGAAGAAACUUUCCCUCUGAAUUAUUGUAUGUUUGUCCACCUCCUCGGGAAUAUGUGCGAUUGUCUGUGAGUGUGUGUCUGUGUGAGUGUGUGUGUCUGUAUGAGUGUGUGUGUCUGUGUGUGUAUGCGUGCACGGCCAUAUGAAUACUGGAGUUCCAUUCGAAUGCACAUGGACUGUUUUUAAAUGUAUUUAUUUGGAGCCCAGGUGUGUGUGUGUGUGUGUGUGUGUGUGUGUGUGUGUUAGUUUCCACAGUGAGAAGAAGCCAUGUUUUGAAAGUAUCACAUUUAUGCUGCAGAAGUGAUGGUUUGUGUUGUGGCUCCUCCCACUUGCCGUAGCGUCGGAGUGCGACUCGGACGUAGCAAUAAGAAAUCCUGAAUCCAAAAAGCUUUACGUAGAUCUGAGUCGAGACUCCGUCGGUUCUGUUUAUUUUUAGUUUGGAUGAUUUUUGUUUGUGCUUAUUUGUAUUUUUUCUCUCUGACAUAUAAAUGCAUAUAAAACUGUGAAAAUCCAUCGUGUUCAGUUAAGGGUGAGUUUAGGCUACUUUUCUUUCUUGCAUGUUAAUCUAAUUUGUUCAAUUAUGGAUGAUUUCUCUUUUUACACACACACAUAUAUAAAUCUAGAAAUAUAUAUAAUCUCGCUCUCAGGGUCUUUCACAAAUUCAUUAUCACAAAUACUUCAUCUUAUUUCCUGAGUUGCAGUUUUUCCAGGUUCUGAUGAUUUUGUCUUUUUUUUAUCUGAAUGAUCAGAUCUGUCAAUCACUACAUUGAGCACUUGACUGUGAACUCGGCUCCGAACAGAAAACGUUUCAUUAGAGUUCAUCACCGAACGUUUCCUUCUGUUCUGGUUGGAUUUGUUCUGAGCCUCGUCAGUCAAAGGGAGGCGUCGGAGAUGUAACACAAACAGACACACACACACACACACAUACACACACUCACACACGCUGGACCUCCGUCAUGAACACACACUCGUGGUCAUGUGAUUCUCUCUCUUUCCCUGCGAGUCAAACAUGACAGUGUUUCGACAGAUGUAACAACCUGUCCUGUAUCAACCCACUGAGAAAAAGCAAUAAAGAUUAUAUCGUGGAAACGUGUGUGAAUCAAA
Messenger RNA from Limanda limanda (common dab), 9747 nucleotides. It is a transcript of the gene rreb1a, whose product is annotated as ras responsive element binding protein 1a. NCBI's taxonomy places the organism in Eukaryota, Metazoa, Chordata, Actinopteri, Pleuronectiformes, Pleuronectidae. Gene Ontology annotation, biological process: regulation of transcription by RNA polymerase II. The transcript is spliced from 19 exons. The coding region runs from base 61 to 5844 and encodes 1927 amino acids. The record is from RefSeq and is a predicted model, not a curated record. Gene Ontology annotation, molecular function: DNA-binding transcription activator activity, RNA polymerase II-specific; RNA polymerase II cis-regulatory region sequence-specific DNA binding. Gene Ontology annotation, cellular component: nucleus.